AUGAAUUCGAUGACUACUUUGAUCAAGGCUUUGCCAUCGGCUGGCAGAACAUGCCAAACCAGGGUUUCUUCCCUGCGUGUGGCGCGGCCCUUUUCGACCACCUUCAGCAGCCCCAGCGCGAAUACGAAAGACCGGACUCGCGAGAUUGAGAGACAGAUUUUGAGCCCCAAGUCGGAACAAAGUGAAAAGGACAGUUCACCACUAUCUGCAAUCACCAGAAUGAUGCAGGGAGAAAAGGCCCGCGCUAGUCAAGCAGUCAGCCGCGAUUAUUCCCGUAUGGCCGAGAGCCUUGAAGCCGAGAUGAUCAAGGACCCCUAUGCCGACCGCUCUCCUCCUCAUCAUCUUCACGUCUAUGCUCACAAACACAACACACUCCUGACGUUGACGCAACCAAACGGUAACCCGAUGUUAUCGAUGAGCUGUGGGCAUCUGGGCUUUCGCAAGGGCGGCCGUUCCGGAUAUGACCCGGCAUACCAAUUGGCAUCCCACGUCUUUGGUCAGAUCCAAGAAAGGGGCUACCUUAUGAACAUCAAGCGGCUGGAGGUUGUCUUUCAAGGCUUCGGAUUGGGCCGGGAAGCCUUCACGAAGGUUUUACUGGGCAACGAGGGAAGAAACAUUCGGGGGUUAGUCUGUCGAGUAACAGAUUCGACUCGCAUCAAGUUCGGUGGCACGAGAAGCAGAAAGGUCCGCAGACUGGGUUAA
Messenger RNA from Aspergillus clavatus NRRL 1, 702 nucleotides. RefSeq names its product mitochondrial 37S ribosomal protein uS11m. The record is from RefSeq and is a predicted model, not a curated record. The transcript has a single exon. Gene Ontology annotation, biological process: maturation of SSU-rRNA from tricistronic rRNA transcript (SSU-rRNA, 5.8S rRNA, LSU-rRNA); translation; ribosomal small subunit assembly. Gene Ontology annotation, molecular function: mRNA 5'-UTR binding; small ribosomal subunit rRNA binding; structural constituent of ribosome. The coding region runs from base 1 to 702 and encodes 233 amino acids. NCBI's taxonomy places the organism in Eukaryota, Fungi, Ascomycota, Eurotiomycetes, Eurotiales, Aspergillaceae. Gene Ontology annotation, cellular component: ribosome; mitochondrial small ribosomal subunit.